UUCUUGACAUGUGAAAAUAUUCCAUUUGUGUGCUCAAAAAAGAAUUGUUUUACCUUUCCUUUUCCAAACAUUUGCAUAACAACAAUAAAUGAAAGCAAUGAAUGCACUCAAAGUGUCUCAUCGAUCAACAAGUUUGCAAAAUUAAGCGUUCUCAAUUAGAUUUUGGGGACCAUUUCUCCACCGCAGCAUGUAUAUAACAUUCACAUGUUCGAUGACAAGACAUCAGUCGUUUACCAGCAUCACGUCAGUCAGUGUCGAUCUGUUCACCAACUGCUGCGCCACAUUUUGUAUAAUUGAACCCCUUAAUAAUGAAGACGUUCAUCGUGUUAUUGAUGGCAAUGUCCAUUGCCUCCUGUUUGACCGUUAAAAGCUAUCCGAAAAAAGGCAAACGUGGACUGUGGGACGAUCACGGAAAAGAAUCCGCUGACUCGGAUGAUCAGCAUAAAGAAAAGCACGUGACCACCAUCACACAGAAGGUUCCAAUUCCAUACCCCGUUGAGGUGAGAAAGCAUAUCCCGGUUGAGGAGAAGGUGCCUGUCCCGGUCGAAGUCGAAACGAAGGUUCCGGUCGUGGUGGAAAAGAAGGUUCCGGUUUACGUGGAGAAGAAGAUUCCGAUUCACGUUGAUCGACCCGUUCCGUACAAAGUGGAAGUGAUGGUUCCAGUUGUGGAGAAGGAAUACAUCGAAGUGCCCCAGCCGUACAAGGUUGAAGUUGAGAAGAAAAUUCCAGUUUACGUCCCCAAACCGGUGUACGUGGAGAAACCAUUACCAGUGAAGCUGCUCAUCAAAAAGGUGCAUAAGGGCUGGUGAUGAUUUUUUAUGAGUUUAAGUUUUACGUUGCUAUUUUUGAGCAAGUGAGAGCGACUGACUAUAGUAUUUCAUGUGAUAAUUAAACAGAAUUUUAAUAUAUAAUUUCCUAUAAA
Molecule: messenger RNA, 922 nt
Organism: Armigeres subalbatus
Lineage: Eukaryota; Metazoa; Arthropoda; Insecta; Diptera; Culicidae
Exons: 2
Coding region: 309-809 (166 amino acids)
Source: RefSeq, a predicted model, not a curated record